UUCAGAGUUAGUCAUCCACUAUUGUCCAGUGAGGGGUUAAUAAAGAUGCAAGGGACAGUGAGCCGGAGUAUAUCCUGCGCCAUACGCUGUGCUGCCAGGCUAUCAGCAUCUGUCAGGAUGUCCUCCCAAGUAACUGUGCCCCAGUCCCCAGCCCUUCUGCAGCCUCUCCAUGUCCCCCAUCGUCUAAUGCUGGGACCUGGCCCCUCCAAUGUACCUCCACGGAUACAGGCAGCUGGGGGUCUGCAGCUGAUUGGCCACAUGCACCCCGAAAUGUUCAAGAUAAUGGACGACAUUAAACUUGGAAUACAGUAUGCCUUCCAGACACAGAACAACCUGACACUGGCUGUGAGCGGCUCCGGACACUGUGCCAUGGAGGCGGCUUUUUUUAACGUGGUGGAGAAAGGCGACGUAGUGCUUGUUGCUGCAAAAGGCAUUUGGGGGGAGAGAGCUGCUGAUAUUGCUGAAAGAAUAGGUGCUGAUGUCCAUCUCCUGACAAAACUCCCCGGUGAGGCAUUCACGUUACAGGACAUAGAGAAGGGUCUGGCACAGCAUAAGCCCUCCCUCUUCUUUAUCACCCAUGGAGAAUCAUCCAGCGGAGUGGUGCAGCCGUUAAAUGGUGUAGGAGACCUGUGCCAUAGGUAUAACUGCCUGCUUCUGGUAGACUCUGUGGCAUCUUUAGGAGGUGCUCCCAUCUACAUGGACAGACAAGGAAUUGAUAUAUUAUACUCUGGAUCUCAAAAAGUAUUAAAUGCCCCACCAGGCACAGCACCCAUCUCAUUCAGUGACGCAGCGAGUAAGAAGAUAUUCAGCCGUAAGACAAAACCACCAUCGUUAUAUGUGGACCUGACCUGGCUUUCAAACUACUGGGGCUGUGAUGGGAAACCAAGAGUGUACCAUCAUACAGGACCAGUUACUAGCUUCUUCUGCUUGAGAGAAGGACUGGCGAUUCUGGCAGAGCAGGGUCUGGAGCGGUCCUGGGACAUCCACCGUGAGAAUGCUCUUAGACUUCACAAAGGAUUAGAAGCUCUAGGACUAAAACUAUUUGUGAAGGACCCUGCACUGCGACUCCCCACUGUGACAACAGUCAGCGUGCCAAACGGGUAUGACUGGAAAGACAUCAUCACGUAUAUCAUGAAGAAUCACAGCAUUGAAAUCACUGGAGGGCUGGGGCCCUCUUCUGGAAAGGUUCUACGUAUUGGACUCAUGGGCUACAAUUCAACUAAAACUAAUGUAGAUCGGGUUUUGGAUGCUCUGCGUGAUGCUCUGCAGCACUGUACCAAGAACAAGAUGUAAAUGCUCUGCACUGUACGGCUGAAGCACUGUAUCUCAGCAUCAUCCCUUUUCACACAUCUCCAAUUCGUGUCCCUCCUUCCUGUCCCUGAACAGUACAAACAUUUGAAACUUAGAAAUAAAUAUCUUUCAAUAAUCA
This is a messenger RNA of Pseudophryne corroboree (corroboree frog), 1429 nucleotides long. It is a transcript of the gene AGXT, whose product is annotated as alanine--glyoxylate aminotransferase. Lineage: Eukaryota; Metazoa; Chordata; Amphibia; Anura; Myobatrachidae. Gene Ontology annotation, cellular component: peroxisome. Gene Ontology annotation, molecular function: L-serine:pyruvate transaminase activity; L-alanine:glyoxylate transaminase activity. The transcript is spliced from 11 exons. The record is from RefSeq and is a predicted model, not a curated record. The coding region runs from base 46 to 1293 and encodes 415 amino acids.